Centruroides sculpturatus (bark scorpion) is the source of this 997-nucleotide messenger RNA. Its product is annotated as dynein heavy chain 5, axonemal-like. Bases 23 to 997 code for a protein of 324 amino acids. The record is from RefSeq and is a predicted model, not a curated record. The transcript has 6 exons. NCBI's taxonomy places the organism in Eukaryota, Metazoa, Arthropoda, Arachnida, Scorpiones, Buthidae.
UUUUUGCUUUAUUUUUUAGAUUAUGCAACCAUCUCUAGAUGAAGUUCAACAAAUUUUACAUAAAAGUACUGAAAUGAUAAUUGAUAUCACAAAAGGCAUCAGUUCUUGGAGAAUGCAAUCCAGACCAUCACAUUAUAAUUUUAUGAAAGCAGAAAGUAUGCAAGAAAUAUCAGUAUAUUAUAGAGCAGCUGUAGAAAAUAAUGAAAUAUCAAAAUUAGUACUAGUAUUGAAUUCUUCAGUAUCAGCAAUUGCUCAGAUUAUUAGAAGUGUCAUUGAUAGUUAUAAGGAGUAUCAAGAUUUAUGGAUGAAAGAUAAAGACUAUACAGUUAAGGAAUUUCUAAAAAAUGAAGUAAUAAUCAGCGAUAUCAAAGCAAUAUUGUUUUAUUAUGAAAAUUUAGAAGAAAGAAUAAAUAACAUUCCACUUUUUCACAAUGUGGGAAUGAUGAAAAUUUUAACAGAUGAUAUUAAACAGUCGCUGUUAGCUGAAGCAAGAUCUCGGAAGAUGCAAUAUGGAAAUCAGUGUCGAGCAAAGUUUCAUGAGAAACUGUAUUAUAUAGGUGAUUUUAUGGCAGAUAAUUUAAAAAAGCUCAGCAGACCAAUUGUUGACUUAGAUGAUAUUAGAAGUACCAUGAGUUGUUUGGAAAAUAUUAGAGAACAGCAAAUAGACAUUGAUAAUAUGAUUGAUCCAAUUGAGGAGGUAUAUACAAUUUUUCAAAAAUUUGGUAUUUAUGUUUCCAUUGAAGAAAAUGAGAAAGUUGACACAUUAAGAUAUAAUUUUAAAAGAUUACUGACCAAAGCAAAAGAAGUUCAAGAACAUUUGAUAGAUAUACAGGAUAACUAUAAAUCAACUUUAUUAGAUGGAGUAAAAGAUUUUACAAUAGAUGUUACAGACUACUCAAAAAGAUACACAGAAGUAAAUAAAUUAUAUUUUUACAAUAAAAUUCCUUUCAUUUAUCUUUUAUAUUGCAAAACAAAAGUUAACACCACAGAUGAAUAA